Messenger RNA from Mizuhopecten yessoensis (Yesso scallop), 1531 nucleotides. RefSeq names its product 6-pyruvoyl tetrahydrobiopterin synthase-like. Gene Ontology annotation, cellular component: mitochondrion. Bases 98 to 541 code for a protein of 147 amino acids. Gene Ontology annotation, biological process: tetrahydrobiopterin biosynthetic process. Gene Ontology annotation, molecular function: 6-pyruvoyltetrahydropterin synthase activity. The transcript is spliced from 6 exons. NCBI's taxonomy places the organism in Eukaryota, Metazoa, Mollusca, Bivalvia, Pectinida, Pectinidae. The record is from RefSeq and is a predicted model, not a curated record.
GCAGACGAAAAUAAUGAGCUGUAAAUGUCAAGUCUGCAUAGCCAGUAGGUUUUUUUAUCUUUCCUAAAUCGUUGGACAACAGAACACGUGUUUCAAGAUGAAUGGAACAAUACAGCAGAAAAGUCCAAUUGUUUAUAUCAGUAGAACAGAAUCAUUUUCUGCCUGUCAUAGGUUACACAGCACACAGCUAAGUGACGAAGAAAAUAGAAAGAUAUUUGGAAAAUGUAACAACCCGUAUGGCCAUGGACAUAAUUACUCAGUGGAGGUGAUUCUGCGAGGUCCAGUUGAUCCAGUCACUGGAAUGGUGAUGAAUUUAACAGAUCUGAAAAAGUUCAUGAAUAUGGCAAUCAUGGAUGUAAUGGACCACAAAAAUGUUGAUAAAGAUGUUCCCUACUUCAAAGAUGUUGUCAGCACAGCAGAAAAUAUCGCAGUGUUCAUUUGGAAAAGUCUCUCCCAGCAUCUGGAAUCGGGACUUUUAUAUGAGGUCAAAGUUCACGAGACUGGAAAAAAUGUCGCAUUUUACAGAGGAGAACAUUUAUAACUACUCUGAUAGUUCCAAGGGUAGAUAACCGGUGCACCAAAGAAUCGUUCUGAAAAUGAAUUAGAAAUAUAGAUAUUAUGUGUUGUAUUGUAUGAGAUUUUUACAUGUAUUUAUGUUUUUAAUAUUCUUAAAUAUUAUUACAAUGAUUGAAUUAAGUGUAUGUACAGUAUUUAAAUUUUGUUUUAUUUUCCUAAUUAUUCAGUGCUAAAUAAUAUACAUAGUCAUAUAGGAAUCUCCUUUAUCUAUUGUUAUCUUUGUUUGUAUCUAGGUUUAUUGUUGACAAUCAAUUUUGAAUAUUACGAAAUGCUUUACUGUCAUGGGGUCAAACUUUCAGGGUUUUGUUCUGGGAACAAAUGCACAGGGAAGACAGUUUACUGAACCCCUAUAACAUGUUAUAGUCCUAAUUAACACAGAAGGGCAAAGCAAGGUUGCUAUUUUAUGUAAAUCUACAUGAGUAAAGCCAUAUUACUGAAAUCCCAAUCAUUCAAGAUGGCCACUUCAUUUAGAAGUGUAAUUAUACCCUAUAGGGCAUUUUAUUGAUGUUUUUUAUUCUGAGCACGCAAAAUCUCUUCUAUGGAAAUUUUAGAAAGUUUGCAAGUAUGCUGAUUUUAAACAAAUUAAACUAGACGAUAAAUGGUAUUUAUUAUAUAGAUACGUGUCUAAAUCUGAAGUGAUCUUAAAAUGUGCCUUUUGUUUGGAAACAUAUGAAACAUAUAUUACAAUCAGGCAUACUGCGGCAAACAAAUUGGUCUAUAUUUUUAAUAAUGGUAUUUGGGUAUAUUACUAAAGUAUAUUUUUGGUAUGUAGUUAUCUCAUGAUAAUAGUGUUUAAAAUAAACCAAUAGACCCAUGUGAAUCAUGAAAGCGGCUAGUAUUAAAUCAUUUGUUAUUUCUUGUUUAUAAGUGGGGACCAAAUAUUGACCCUACCUUUGAGUUCUUUAUUGUGUAACUGUAAACAAGUUGUAUUUUAUUCAGGUAGCAUAAUUUAUCC